AUGGCGAGUCAUCCCCGAUCCGUCACAAACUUCGAGGAGUGGCAACGUGAUUAUGCGUUAGAACGAUUGGGAGGCGCGUUAGUCGAUAAGGUCCUCAUCGACGAGAUCGGUUGGAGUUGGGAACUUUUGCUUAGGAAAGCAAAGCAGGAGUUCAAUGCUGAUUUCAUCUACGAAAAGCUUUCGAAAAAAGAGGAUAAUGUGGUCGUCUUCGGAAAGAAAGCUAAUAAUGUCCUUGUCAUUGGUUACAAUCCAAGAUCAAACAUGGACAUGCACGUUGGUGUGUUGAGCAACGCAAACGCAAGGAAGAUUGAUCAAUGGAUGAAGGGGGACGACCUGUGUGCAAACAAAAGUGACGGGGUGGAAAGGGCUGUAAACGCCACCUACAAUAUCCUGACUAGCAAUGUGUCUGACACAAUGGAUAACAAGCCUUGA
Messenger RNA from Plenodomus lingam JN3, 432 nucleotides. RefSeq lists its product as uncharacterized. NCBI's taxonomy places the organism in Eukaryota, Fungi, Ascomycota, Dothideomycetes, Pleosporales, Leptosphaeriaceae. The record is from RefSeq and is a predicted model, not a curated record.